AUGCGCCGGUCGGUCUGGCUGGCGCUGGCCGCGUCGCUCUUGCACGGUAAAGCCGCCAGGGCUCCCCCCUCUACUUCUCCUCCGCGGGAUCCCGGGCGCAUUCCGGCGGCUCAGCGCCCCGCGCCGGGGCCAGUGUCCCUGCAAGGCGAGUUCCAGAGGAAGCUCUACAAGGAGCUGGUCAAGAACUACAACCCUUUGGAGAGGCCCGUGGCCAACGACUCGCAGCCACUCACCGUCUACUUCUCCCUGAGUCUCCUGCAGAUCAUGGACGUGGAUGAGAAGAACCAAGUUUUAACCACCAACAUUUGGCUGCAGAUGUCUUGGACAGAUCACUAUUUACAAUGGAAUAUGUCAGAAUAUCCGGGUGUGAAGACUGUCCGUUUCCCAGAUGGCCUGAUUUGGAAGCCAGACAUUCUUCUCUAUAACAGUGCUGAUGAGCGAUUCGAUGCCACAUUCCACACCAACGUGUUAGUUAAUUCUUCUGGGCAUUGCCAGUACCUCCCUCCAGGCAUAUUCAAGAGCUCCUGCUACAUUGACGUGCGCUGGUUCCCCUUUGAUGUGCAGCAGUGCAAACUGAAGUUUGGGUCCUGGUCCUAUGGAGGGUGGUCCUUGGAUCUACAGAUGCAAGAGGCAGAUAUCAGCGGCUAUAUCCCAAAUGGAGAAUGGGACCUUGUGGGAAUCCCAGGCAAGCGGAGCGAGAAGUUCUAUGAGUGCUGCAAAGAGCCCUACCCAGACGUUACCUUCACAGUGACCAUUCGCCGCAGGACCCUCUACUAUGGCCUCAACCUACUCAUCCCCUGUGUACUCAUCUCCGCACUGGCCCUCCUCGUCUUCCUGCUUCCUGCAGAUUCAGGGGAGAAAAUUUCCCUGGGGAUAACAGUUUUACUCUCUCUUACUGUCUUCAUGUUGCUGGUAGCUGAGAUCAUGCCUGCGACAUCUGACUCGGUGCCCUUGAUAGCCCAGUACUUUGCCAGCACCAUGAUCAUCGUGGGCCUCUCUGUGGUCGUGACGGUGAUCGUGCUGCAGUACCACCACCACGACCCUGACGGUGGCAAGAUGCCCAAGUGGACCAGAGUUAUCCUUCUGAACUGGUGCGCAUGGUUCCUGCGCAUGAAGAGGCCGGGGGAGGACAAGGUGAGGCCGGCUUGCCAGCACAAGCCGCGUCAGCGUCGCUGCAGCCUGGCCAGCGUGGAGAUGAGUGCGGUGGCUGGACCGCCCACCACCAACGGCAACCUGCUCUACAUCGGCUUCCGCGGUCUGGAUGGGGUGCAUUGUGCCCCCACCCCCGACUCGGGCGUCGUGUGUGGUCGCAUGGCCUGCUCCCCCACGCACGACGAGCACCUCCUGCAUGGUGGGCAGUCCUCCGAGGGGGACCCGGAGCUGGCUAAGAUCCUGGAGGAGGUCCGCUACAUCGCCAACCGCUUCCGCUGCCAGGACGAGAGCGAGGCCAUCUGCAGUGAGUGGAAAUUCGCGGCGUGCGUGGUGGACCGCCUGUGUCUCAUGGCCUUCUCUGUCUUCACCAUCAUCUGCACCAUCGGCAUCCUGAUGUCAGCCCCAAACUUCGUCGAGGCUGUGUCGAAAGACUUCGCUUAACCCUGUCUUGGUCCCCAACAUGUGGGAAACGCACCGACAGGCGAUGCCUUUGGCUUGGGGAGAAUUCGGGGUGCUACACUAGACGUGAGGAUGCUGAUGUACCCGGAGCGCUCGCUGCCAGUCAUAUCCGUUAUAGUUUCCUUGUUACUUUGAAUAAUAGAAUCUCAGCACGUUUUGUUGAACCCUCUCAGAUGGGCUACUUCAUAUUCUUGGAACAUCCUUAGGGUCACCAGGACCACUGAAAGCUGUUUUUGCCCAUUCCCCAAUGCCUGGUGAGCCCUUCAGAGAGGUCAGGGUGGCUCGAGACCGCCAGGGGAGGCCUGUACAGUUGGUUUUGCAUGCCUGCAUGUCACUUGCCAGAAGGCCUAUGUGAAAAUUCAGCAUAAGCUUUUGCCUGUUUACAAACCUCGAUGGAAAGUAACAAUAAUAGUAAUAAACCACCCUCACUAGAUCCAUUCAGAUAAUUGGUAAAAGGACACAAAACUAAAAGUAAAAACCUAACUGCUCGUUUUUCUGUGAUUCAGAUUUUAUUUUUAUCUGCCAUAGAUGGUAGAGAGAGACAAUUUUACACUGCUCUUGCAUUUUAUUAGAGAGAGAGAGAGGCAUAGUUGGUCUUUUAAAUUAUGCUUUUACCAGUCUGAUUUUCUGCCAAGCUACCCUGUGGUGGGAAUCAGGAGGGACAU
This is a messenger RNA of Enhydra lutris kenyoni (northern sea otter), 2276 nucleotides long. RefSeq names its product cholinergic receptor nicotinic alpha 7 subunit. Gene Ontology annotation, molecular function: acetylcholine-gated monoatomic cation-selective channel activity; transmembrane signaling receptor activity. Gene Ontology annotation, cellular component: synapse; neuron projection; postsynaptic membrane. The record is from RefSeq and is a predicted model, not a curated record. Lineage: Eukaryota; Metazoa; Chordata; Mammalia; Carnivora; Mustelidae. Gene Ontology annotation, biological process: signal transduction; chemical synaptic transmission; regulation of membrane potential.